ACAACUGUCAUCAGCGAAAACAAUGGCGACUAGUAAAAAGGAAAGGGAGCAGAAAUUUUCCUUGGAUGAUUGUAUUAUCCUCUGCAAUUUGAUGGCAGAAGACUGUGGAUUGAACGGAUUAAGCAACCAUGAGCUUUUAAAACACCGAUUUACUGAAGGAAUAACAAGCCAGACAAAAAAGAAGAUGUGGGCAAGAGUGUCGGACAUGUAUAAUGUAAAAGCGAGCAAGACAAGAUCAGCUGACAAGCUUGAAAAACAGUGGCUCAACCUAGUGGCCAAGCAUCGAAUAAUCUACACGGAUUACGUGAGAGACCGUGCACUGACUGGAGGAGGUUGUUUGCAAAAAAAUCUGGACAUCGUGACAGAGGCGAUCAUGAACGUGAUAGGCAUUGAGUCGCCUUCAAUCGCUGGUGCUGCAGGUGUGGCACUUGACUCCAGCUUCAGUCAGUUGGAGACUUUAUCAGCUGUAGCAAUACCUUCCCAUGAACAAUACAUGGAAGUGGUUUCAGGGCCAAGUCAAACAGUGGAUUAUGGUAGCAGAUGUCACUGCAGCUGUCACAGAAAUGACCAAUUACAGGAGAUGUCUAUGGAGCAACUGAAAAGAAAAAAGAUCAUUCUGGAAAUUAAGCUGUUAACGCAAAGGCUGCAGUCACAAUAAAUGUGUUUUUUUAUGUCCCCCACUAUAGUAGUGGGGGACAUAUUGUUUUUGCCCUGUCUGUCUGUUGGUCCGUUGGUCUGUCUGUCUGUUUGCGCCAACUUUAACAUUUUGCAAUAACUUUUGCUAUAUUGAAGAUAGCAACUUCAUAUUUGGCAUGCAUAUGUAUCUCAUGAAGCUGCACAUUUUGAGUGGUAAAAGGUCAAGGUCAAGGUCAUCCUUCAAGGUCAGAGGUCAAAUAUAUGUGGCCAAAAUCGCUAAUUUUAUGAAUACUUUUGCAAUAUUGAAGAUAGCAACUUGAUAUUUGGCAUGCAUGUGUAUCUGUUGGAGAUGCAGAUUUUGAGUGGUGAAAGCUCAAGGUCAAGGUCAUCCUUCAAGGUCAGAGGUCAAAUAUAUGUGGCCCAAAUCGCUUAUUUUAUAAAUACUUUUGCAAUAUUGAAGAUAGCAACUUGAUAUUUGGCAUGCAUGUGCAUCUCAUGGAUCUGCACAUUUUGAGUGGUGAAAGGUCAAGGUCAUCCUUCAAUGUCAGAGGUCAAAUAUAUGUGGCCCAAAUCGCUUAUUUUAUAAAUACUUUUGCAAUAUUGAAGAUAGCAACUUGAUAUUUGGCAUGCAUGUGCAUCUCAUGGAUCUGCACAUUUUGAGUGGUGAAAGGUCAAGGUCAUCCUUCAAUGUCAGAGGUCAAAUAUAUGUGGCCCAAAUCGCUUAUUUUAUGAAUUCUUUUGCAAUAUUGAACAUAGCAACUUGAUAUUUGGCAUGCAUGUGUAUCUCAUGGAGCUGCACAUUUUGAGUGGUGAAAGGUCAAUGCCAAGGUCAUCCUUCACAAGGUCAAGGUCAUCCUUCAAAAUUCUUAGUCCAUAAAAGAAUUAAAUACUUUUUAAAAUAGCAUUUGUUUUCAUAAAAAUAUAAUACAUUUUGUAUACAGAAAACAAGUUUGAAAGCAUGAAAUGCGUAAAUAUUUAUUAUGUUUGAAAAAACUUUUACAGUAUACAAUAAUAUAUAGACUCUUCUAAAAAUCAAAUUUUUAAACAAAUGUAUGGUCUUCAUUUUCAUUUGUAUAUUUUGUACAGUUGUGUCAGUAUUACUGACAAGUUUAAUUCAGUUUA
Messenger RNA from Dreissena polymorpha, 1758 nucleotides. RefSeq lists its product as uncharacterized. Bases 23 to 658 code for a protein of 211 amino acids. The transcript is spliced from 5 exons. The record is from RefSeq and is a predicted model, not a curated record. Lineage: Eukaryota; Metazoa; Mollusca; Bivalvia; Myida; Dreissenidae.